UUUCUCACACUCCUACCCCAUCUCAGUCCUGCCUUUCUCUUCCCUCUCUGCUGCUUUGUCUUUUUUUUUUUUUUUUUGCUGCUGCUGCUGCCUGCCUUCCUGCACCUCAAGUCAGCUGAUAGGCUUUGCCAAACUGUGAAAAGAGAAAGACGCUACUGCUUUGAUGAUUUAAGGGCAUGAAACAAGUCUGUUCUUGAAAAGAUAAUAGGGUCUCAACAAUUCACAACGGCAAAUAUGCUUCAGCAACUUCAGGAGAUGGGCUCGCACGCCCUGGACAUCUACAACUACCUCGUGGCAGGAAUUGAUCCACGAAUAAAGGAGUACCCGUUGAUGCGGAGUCCUGUUCCCAUGACUGCAAUAUUGUUGGUCUACCUGUUUUCCAUAAUGUACCUGGGACCCCGCAUUAUGGCCAACCGGAAACCCUUCCAGCUGAAGGAGCUCAUGAUAGUCUACAACUUCUUGCUGGUGGCUCUGUCAAUUUACAUUGUGUAUGAGUUUAUGAUGUCUGGGUGGGUUACAACAUAUACAUGGAGAUGUGAUGCAAUUGAUACCUCCGACAGUCCUCAAGCUCUACGAAUGGUCAGGGUGGCAUGGCUCUUCUGGUUUUCAAAAAUAAUUGAGCUGAUGGACACAGUCUUCUUUGUGUUGAGGAAAAAGCACAGCCAGAUUACCUUCCUGCACAUCUUUCACCACUCCUUUAUGCCAUGGACCUGGUGGUGGGGGGUAUGCUACGCUCCUGGUGGAAUGGGAUCUUUCCAUGCUAUGGUUAACUCCUCAGUCCACGUCAUCAUGUAUUUCUACUAUGGCCUUUCUGCUGCUGGACCACGUUUCCAGAAGUUUUUGUGGUGGAAGAAAUAUAUGACUGCCAUUCAGCUAAUCCAGUUUGUCCUGGUCUCUCUCCAUGCCACCCAGUAUUACUUUAUGGACAGCUGCGACUACCAGUUCCCCACCAUCAUUCACCUCAUUUGGAUGUAUGGCACCUUCUUCUUCAUUCUCUUCUCUAACUUCUGGGUCCAGGCCUACGUGAAGGGCAAGCGGCUCCCAAAACAGGACAUCAAGCAACAUAAGAAUGGCGCCGUAGCGUACUCAAACGACAAGCAUCACGAGAAUGGAAAAGUUUGCGAAAACGCCAAAUGCUACAAGAACGGCAGCAGUAAUGGCAUCCACCAACACUCAGCCACCGACGGUACCAGCAAUGGCUCCACCCACUAUGAGAAUGGCUGCGCCCACAAUGGCAAGAUGAAGAAAGCUUAGAGACUUUGGAAGGAAGUACCACCUAGUCAGCUUGUUAAAACAACUAUGGAUUCCAAAGAUAAUUUGACUGUUUUACAGUUUUUUUUAGUUUAUUGUGUAAAACAUGGGAGAACAAUGUGGUCAAUGACUUCCACAGCUGGGGUUCCACACUUGGUUAGUUGGUUUGUUGGUUUUUUGUAUUGUGAACCAGCUAUUGGUACAUGAUGUAUGAAGAGAAGAUGUUUAAAAUGUUAUGUCUUCACUGAUGUUGAAAGCAACCUCAUAGUUCAGUAUCAUACAGGUGACCUUUUAGCCCAUUUGGUGACCUAUCUGACCCCUUCUGUGGACAGUAGACUGUACAGUUUGUAUUGAAAAAAAACAAAACAAAACAGUUUGUAAAUAGUUUUACAGAAAGAAAAAAAAACUAAUUAUAUUGGUGUGCCUUCUAAAUUUUGUUACCUUGUGUAUUUAAAAUUUAAUUGCCAAUAAAUUCAGUCCUAAAUUA
Molecule: messenger RNA, 1738 nt
Organism: Girardinichthys multiradiatus
Lineage: Eukaryota; Metazoa; Chordata; Actinopteri; Cyprinodontiformes; Goodeidae
Gene: elovl1b
Product: ELOVL fatty acid elongase 1b
Exons: 8
Coding region: 235-1254 (339 amino acids)
Biological process (GO): very long-chain fatty acid biosynthetic process; fatty acid elongation, polyunsaturated fatty acid; sphingolipid biosynthetic process
Cellular component (GO): endoplasmic reticulum membrane; endoplasmic reticulum
Molecular function (GO): fatty acid elongase activity
Source: RefSeq, a predicted model, not a curated record